ACAAGGCGAAGAGCUUCGGGGUUAACGAGGCCAGGCAAGCAGGCAACAAUCAACCUUCUCGGGGGAGAGCAGCAGCAGCAGAUACCAAAAACAGCAGCGAUCCCAAUCGAAGCAAUCAAGCAAUCAAUCGUACCGACUGAGUCUUACUCACUCACCAAGGGAAGAGUCCACACUCCUCACUCUCAUUGUUGUUGCCAUUGUUGUAGUUGUGGCAGUUGCUAUUGCUGUUGUUGUUGCUGAUAUAGGAGAGAGCCAAAAGAGGACCCAUUGGAGACAGUAGGUGUCGCCGCAGCCGUUGACCAUUUUCUACCACCGUGGAACUCCAAGCGCUCGAUCGAUCGGAUCACCAUUAUUUGAUUGAGCGAUCCCUGUCAUCGGAAGAUCCAAACAUUGCUCUACACUAUCGAUAGUAGAGAGGAGACCUAGUUGCUAGUAGAGAAGACAAGCCCACCAUGGUCCACGUUCGCAAGGCCCGUACGGCCUUUCUCUUCUUCCAGAGCGAGUUCCAAGCAAAGAUCAAGAAACAGCUUGGGGGCAGCAUGGGAGAAGCAAUGACUGAGCUAUCAGCUCGUUGGAAGAGACUCUCGGACGAAGAACGAGAAGUAUAUUUGGAAAAGGAACGAAUUGAUCGAGCACGAUACGAACAAGAGGCGGCAGAAGCCGAUCGGAUUGCCUUGAUCGAACAGGAAGAACGACGCAAACGGGUUGGACUCGACGAUAAUGAUAUUGCCGAAGGACAAAAGCGUGGAGCCCGACAACGCAACGAUGACGACCGAGCCGAAAAGGAUCGACGCAGAAAACAACGACAACAGAAAAUUGAAGCCGAAUUGGAUCCAGAAGUCAUUGAGGAACGAAAGCGCGCCAAAGAACAAAAGAAACGAGAGACGGAAGAACGACAACGCGUACGAGCGGAAAAGGAACAGGCAAUGGCCAAACAGCAUGCCAAACUAGACAAGGAACAAUCCAAAAAGUCAGCCAAUCGAUUGGAGUACCUGCUCAAUCAGUCCAGCAUUUUCGGGAAACUCAAAAUGGGAGGAGCCGCUGAGAAACAAAAGGAAGAAAUCACAAAUGCCAAACGAGAUGCCAAAGACAGAAAGAAGGCGGAAGCACAUCACCGUCCGGCACCCGAAGGAGAAGAGGAAGAUGCACUAUCCGAGGAUGAAGAAGAUGACAAGGAACGACACGUCUUUCUCACAAAACAGCCCAACUGUAUCAAGUUUGGAAAACUCAAGCCGUAUCAGGUCGAAUCCUUGAAUUGGAUGAUUCAUCUAGCCGAAAAGGGUCUCAAUGGGAUCUUGGCGGAUGAGAUGGGAUUGGGGAAGACCUUGCAAUCGAUCUCCAUCCUUGCCUACCACUACGAGUACUUGAACAUUCAAGGCCCGCACAUCAUCUGUGUACCCAAGUCCACUCUUUCCAAUUGGAUGAACGAACUCAACAGAUGGUGUCCGGCGUUGCGAGCCAUCAAGUUUCAUGGGAGCAAGGAAGAUCGAGAGUACAUGAUCGAAAACGACUUUUCGCAAGAAGCGGCGGCUCACGAUGGGAAACGCCCACAAAAGCAAGUCAUGAACGAGAAGGGAGAAUUGAUCGAUGACAAUUCGGACAAUCCGCGAACCUGGGACGUUUGUGUGACCACCUACGAGAUGUGUAACACCGAGCGAAAAUUAUUUCAACGAUUUGCAUGGAAGUACCUGGUAAUCGACGAGGCGCACCGUUUGAAAAACGAUGCCAGUAUGUUCAGCAAGACGGUUAGGUCAUUUCGAACAGCCAAUCGGUUGCUCCUAACAGGGACGCCCUUGCAAAACAACCUUCACGAACUCUGGGCGCUUUUGAACUUUUUGCUACCAGACAUCUUUUCGUCUUCGGAACAGUUCGAUGAAUGGUUUGACCUAGAAGUUGAUGACGAGCAAGCCAAGAAGGAUAUGAUAUCGCAACUGCACAAGGUGUUGCGUCCGUUCAUGCUGCGUCGACUCAAGUCUGAAGUCGCCAAGGGGCUACCACCCAAAACGGAAACAAUCAUUAUGGUGGGAAUGUCCAGGAUGCAGAAGCAGCUAUACAAGAAGCUGCUCCUUCGAGAUAUCGACUCCAUUGUAGGUCAGGGCUCCGGCAAGAACAGGACUGCUAUGCUCAACAUCGUGAUGCAAUUGAGAAAGUGCUGCGGCCACCCAUACUUGUUUGAAGGUGUGGAGGAUCGAACAUUGGAUCCACUUGGAGAUCAUCUAGUUGAGAACUGUGGUAAAUUGAGUAUGGUGGAUAAGCUGCUGAAACGCCUCAAAGAACGAGGUAGCCGUGUCCUAAUUUUCACCCAAAUGACACGUAUCCUGGACAUUUUGGAGGAUUUCAUGGUGAUGCGAGGAUACCAAUACUGUCGCAUUGACGGGAACACCACGUAUGAAGUUCGAGAAGAGUCGAUCGACGCGUUCAACGCUCCCAAUAGUCCGAUAUUCUGUUUCAUUCUCAGUACUAGGGCAGGAGGGCUCGGUAUCAAUCUCCAAACUGCAGAUACCUGCAUCCUCUAUGAUUCUGAUUGGAACCCGCAGCAAGAUUUGCAGGCGCAGGAUCGGUGCCACAGGUUGGGACAGAAGAAACCGGUCAAUGUCUACCGAUUGGUGUCGCAAAACACGAUCGAAGAGAAGAUUGUGGAACGAGCUCAACAGAAACUCAAACUGGAUGCUAUGGUAGUCCAGCAAGGGCGCCUCAAAGACAAGGAUAAUAAGAUUAGCAAAGAUGAGAUGAUGGCUGCUGUCCGUUUUGGUGCCGAUACUGUCUUCCGAUCAGAGGAAUCCACUAUCACCGACGAAGACAUUGACGUAAUUCUUGAAAGGGGCGCGGCAAAGACCAAGGAACUCCAACAAAAGCUAUCCAAGGCAGAGAAGGGAGAUCUUCUUGAUUUCCGUCUAGAUGGAGGAAUCAGUUCACAGGAGUUUGAGGGGGUUGAUUACAGCGACAAGGCUCUUCGUGAUCACUUGCGAAUGCUGGCUGCCAACUCAAUCGGCAAGCGUGAGAGAAAGCCACCGCCCACCAGCUACAACCCCAUCAUCCACACAAAGAAGAGCAUGACUAUCAACAACCAGAAAGUGAAGCUCCCCAAGAGCCUGCGCUUGCCACCCAUGGAAGAUCACCAUUUCUUCAACCGCGAACGGCUGAUCGACCUUGGGAAACUAGAGUUCGAAACCUACGCAACGCUUCGGGAGCUGGGUCAGUUGCCACCACGCGAUUACGUCGACAGAGCAAGAACAUUGCUCCCUCCAGAACUGGGUCAGGAAAAAAUUGAGCUUCUUGACGAAGGAUUUGGUAGCUGGACCAAGACUCAGUACUACCACUUCGUGAAAGCCGCUGCAAAGUACGGCCGUGACGAUAUUGCUGCUAUUGCUGCUGACAUGGACAUGCAGGAAGAGGCGGUUGCAGCAUAUAGUGACGCCUUUUGGAAGUACGGACCUACUGAACUAAAGUCCGACUGGGAGAGAGUCGUUGCAAGUAUCACCAAGGGAGAGCAAAAGAUUGCCAAGCAGAAGAAGCUGACUGGUCUACUUUCAAAGUUUGUGUCCACUUUCGAUGAUGCUCGCAACGACAUGACGUUUGCGAAUAAGGGUACGACUCACUUCGCUCUCGAGCAAGACCGGGCCUUACUCUAUGCUGUUGACAAGCAUGGGUACGGUAAUUGGGACUCUGUGCGCGAGGAAAUCAAGACCGAUCGAAGGCUAAUGUUUCAGCACACUGUCCAAGGGAUGACGACGGGUAUGAUCGUCAAACGGUGCGACUACAGAAUGAGGCAGAUGGAGAAGGAGCUUGAAGCCCGUGAAAAAGUGCUCAAGAAUCAGAAGCCUGCGAAUGUGAUUGCGGCUCAGAGAGCGAUCGAAGCAAUCAAGGAGGCCGAUGGGUUUGAUGAUAGGGCGCUCGCUAUCGAGCUUCGUGGUGAGAACUUUGCAUCCCUAUCGCCACUCUCCAAAGAUGCAAGGCAGGUUGAAGAGGAACGCCUCAAAGACCGCAAAGUGGCGGUUGACCGCUUGAGAGACAUUGAAGUGCAACUGCAGAGAUGCAAAAUGGUGGCAGAGGAGACGAAAGAAGCUAUUCACCGUGGCGACCAGUACGUGAACUAUAGCAACAUUUCGCUCUCGGUGAAAGGAAAGAACGUCGCCGCGGAGAAGGCAGGAGUUUGUUCCGAUCUAGAGGAACGGAUCAACCAGGCCGUCCUACGUGUUCCGGAGUGCGGUGUCUGCGUUUAUUGUACCGAGAAAACGUCUCGUCGUAAGCUUUGCCGAGACCGGCUGGAUGUGCGCGAGGAACUGAUCGCAGCAGCAUUGAAAAAGGAGGGAUUGACGGACCCCAACAACAAUAAGGCAAAGCCAGCAGCUGUCAAUCCUAAAAAGCGCAAGGCCGAACCGGCGCAACCCACAAAGAAAGCACCCCCGAAGGCAGCUCCAAAGAAUCCAGGCCCGAAGAAACCCCUGAUGAUAAAGCAAGCCAAUGGGAAGCUCAAGCAGAGGGUCACUUCCAAUGGCAACAAGCGCAUGGCAAUCCCUGACGAAGUUUUUCCGGAGUUCUGUCGGCGAAUUGGCGCGGCCGGCACUGGUGAAAGGAACACUCUCAUCAAUCAGUUUGUCGAGGACAACCCGACUAUUUCGCUUCGGCAAGUCUCCAUCAAGAUGAGCGAAAUCACUACUAAGGAUCGCCCUGCUUGGAUCCCACCUCCAGAGAAGAAAGGUGGGCGUGCUUUCAUGUUCUACCUUCGCCCUCGUCACUACAAGCACCUGCCACCCAACGAACGCCCUGAAGGGUGGGAGGUCUAUGCAGCAGAAGACGAACGCAAGUUUCAAGAAGAGCAGGUCAAAAAGAAGGAUGACAAAAAGGACAUCGAGGAGGGGCCGCCCAAGAAGAAGAUGAAAACGGAGUAAGUCCGCUACCGGUAUGACUGGCCGUGCUGGGGUAAAGAAGCUCUGAUGGAUCCACGAAUGAUUGAAUCGAAUUCGACCAGCUGAUAAUCCACGAUAUAGCUAGCUAGCCCUAUUAGUCAACUCUAUGCUUUUGCUU
Seminavis robusta is the source of this 5028-nucleotide messenger RNA. The record is from the annotation of a GenBank genome assembly. Lineage: Eukaryota; Bacillariophyta; Bacillariophyceae; Naviculales; Naviculaceae.